UUAGGUCUGCGCAUGUGCGGAACAGUUGAAAGGGAAGGAGUAAUGCUUACUUCGGUUUUUUUACAGUAUAAGGAAAUAUACUUUCCGUCUAAAAAGCGACUGUGAAAGAUAGGAGUGUAUGCGUGACAUACUUGUCACGCAGCUACUAACAGAUAAGUAAAUCAAGCUACAUCAGAGGCUGUAAAAAUCAGAUCGAGGCGGGUUGUGAAGACAAGAAGCUGGCCUCUCUCCAGUGAUGUCUUCUUUGUGGCCCGUGUUGGUCUCUAAUCAUACAUCUCCUUUGAGCUGCUUCAGCUCCAACCAGAGCACUGUUCUCACAGGACUCGAGUUUGGAGGAGUGCCAGUCGUCCUGCUGCUUGACUUCUGCGUUUUCAUUGUUUUGCUGUUGGUCUUCUCAAUUAUCAGAAAGAAGUUCUGGGAUUAUGGUCGUUUAGCUCUGGUGGCGGACAUUGAAGGGUUUAAUGAUUCAAGACAUCGUCGUUAUGGACGUGUGCCAUCCACUACGUCCAACGUGGAGGACCCCGAGUAUGAGUUGGGAUUCUGCUCUUGGCUGCCAUACAUCCUCAGAAUGGAUGAGGAAAAAAUAAAAGAGAAAUGUGGCAUGGAUGCUGUUCACUACCUGUCCUUCCAGCGACAUUUGAUAAUCCUCCUGGUGGUCAUCACUGUCACCUCCCUGGCAGUCAUUCUGCCAGUAAAUAUGUCUGGAAGCCUUUUCAGAAAUGAUCCUCAGAGUUUUGGAAGGACGACUAUUGCGAAUCUUUCCGUUCAAAACAACUUGCUAUGGCUCCACACUGUGUUUGCUGUUGUCUACCUGUGCCUGACGGUUGUGUUACUGCGACUACACACGUCCCAAAUGAGAGGCAUGCGCAGAGAAAGAGCCAGAAACACCUUGUUUGUUUGUUCGCUACCUAAAAGAGCAACAGAGGAACAAGUAAAAACUCACUUCACGGAGGCAUAUCCUACUUGCCAAGUGUGUGCAGUGACAUUGGGCUACAAUGUGACCAAACUCAUGUACCUUGAUAAGGAACGGGUGCGAGCUGGGAAAAACCUGCACUAUUACGAACGUGUCCUAGACAAAUCUGGGGUGCGUAAGCUGAUCACCCCUCGUUUAUGUGGCCACCUGUGCUGCUGCUCCAGCUGUGAAAAGGUUGAUGCCGUAGAAUAUUACAAGUUUAAAGAAAAGCUGCUGCUGGAAGAAAUGAGACAGCAUGCAGAAGUAGUGCCACUGGAACCUCUGGGCAUCGCCUUUGUCACAUUGCAGAACGAGGCUAUGGCAAAGUACAUUCUAAAAGACUUCAAUGCAGUUGAGUGUGGAGGUCCAGCGUGCUGCUGUGGGAGGGAGCCUCAGCCUUCGUCUGUCAGCAGAGAUCUGCAUGUGAACCAAUGGCGGGUCAGCUUUGCUCCACAUCCCAAAAGCGUGUACUGGGAGAACCUUUCAGUGCGUGGUUUCUGCUGGAUCAUCCGCUGGGUGGGAAUAAACCUCCUUCUGUUCUUCCUGCUCACCUUCCUGACGACUCCCACCAUCAUCAUUAACGUCAUAGACAAGUUCAACGUCACUAGGCCAAUCCACUCUCUUAAUAGUCCCAUCAUUAGCCAGUUCUUCCCAACUCUUCUGCUUUGGUCUUUUUCUGCAUUGCUGCCUACUAUAGUGUACUACUCUACUCUGGGAGAGGCACACUGGAGCAGGUCCAGUGAGCAGCUGAGCAUGAUGCGCAAGUUGUACUCCUUCUUGCUCUUUAUGGUACUUAUCCUUCCCUCGCUAGGAUUCACAAGCCUUGCCUGGUUUUUCCGCUGGCUGUUUGAUAAAACAUUUCUAAAUGACGGGAAAACAAGAUUUGAGUGUGUGUUUUUACCGGAUCAAGGGGCAUUUUUCGUGAACUAUGUGAUCGCGGCCGCCCUAGUGGGCUCUGGGAUGGAGUUAUUGCGGUUGCCAGGGUUACUGCUUUACGCCAUACGUUUGGUGCUUGCUCGCUCUGCUGCAGAAAGAAAAUAUGUCCAACAGCACCAAGCGUAUGAGUUUGAAUAUGGAGCCAUGUACGGCUGGACUCUGUGUGUGUUCAGUGUCAUUAUGGCUUACAGCAUCAUUUGCCCCAUCAUUGUGCCAUUUGGUCUCCUGUAUAUGUUGCUCAAGCACCUGGUGGACCGACACAACUUGUUCUUUGCAUACCUACCUACUCGCCUUGACCGCAAAGUCCACCUUGGAGCUGUUGAUCAGGCUUUAGCAGCACCGAUCAUCUGCCUAAUAUGGCUUUACUUCUUCUCUGUCCUGAGAGCAGGUUUCAAGACUGCUACAUCUCUGUUCACCUUAGUUGUCCUGUGUUUCACCGUUUUCAUCUGCUUGGGUUUUGCCUGCUUUGGAUACUUUAAAUACCUUAGUCCACAUAACUAUGCGGUCAAAGAGGAGGACGAGGAUAAAGUAGAUGGAGUCGACGAACAUACUAAGGUUUACCUUCCCCGAGUGCUAGAUACCCAAUCACCAGCCAGUACCACAAAGGAACCUAAACAUCAACAGUCUUAUGGCUCCUUAGAAGACAGCCCACCUGACAUCUUCAGCCCAGUGGAGAGCACCACGAAAGAUGCAUAACUUCAUGGGUUCUUCGGAGUCACACCUUGGAAACAAAGAUGGCUGUAGUUCCCCAAAGUCAUUCUACAGACUGUCCCCAAGAGUCCCAUGAGGAGUUGCAUUGUACCACCCAGAAUCCCACAUCCUUACCGUCUGCUUUCAUAAAUCGUAUGUAUAGUGUUAGUUUUGAAGUGCUUGUUUAUAAGGAAGAUAAAGUUCUUAUAAAUAUUCGUUGAUAUUUCACUUAUCAUUUUGCGACCGAUCAGCAUAGGUAGAAGUCAUCCUGUUUGAGAAAGUACCAAGUAAUAAUAUUUUUGACAGAAACGGCCAUUCAGAACAAGCCAAAAAGCACAAAAAAAAAAACUGUGCUUGCUACUUGCACAUUUUCAAGCUACUACAUACUACCAAAGAGCUGGAUGAGCACAGGUAAAUAUUUUCACCCUUCCAGGGAAGGAUUUUAUAUUGCACCUUUUAUAUCUUUUAUAUUUACUAAAAUGUUAAUGUUUUUGCUUGAUUAAUGAGACAAUGAAGUGAAGACUUUUAAAUUUACAACUCUGGCAUUGGGUUUUUACCUGCAAGUUAACUUUUUGUUGAGGCCAUGCGUCACUGUAAAAAAACAUACUUUACAUUUGAAAGAAUGACUGAAUGAGAGCAAUUUGUUGUUCCAUUGAAUGGGAUAUGUUUUUUUAAAUGUGUUUUUUGAAGGAGCUCUUCAGAUGUGCGUUUGCAAAUGGUGAAGGACUUCAGUGUUAACAUUUAAUGUCAUUUUAAACUUAAAGGAAUAACUUGAUGUGUAUGUGCUUGUCUUCACACUCGGGGGCGCUGUUGAGCUGCAGUAAAAAUGUGUAUCCUCUGAAAGAUUUGUAAAGCUUUAACAAAAAGGUUAAUCCCACAAUGUUGCAUUGAGCUUUUCUAACAUAUUCUGACACUGGUAUGAGCCAGUUUACUGAGUGAAUACACUGCCAGCUCCACCUCCUCACCUGAUCCUUAACAAUUGUUUCCUUUUCUGUCCCAUUUCCUUCUUCCUUCCCUCUAUUUCUUCUGGCCUUUCCCAUUUCUUACCACAGUACCUGCCUCUGCAGGGAAACACCAGCAUUGUUAAAUAAAAGGCUGUCUAGGAGGGGACCACAGUGAUUAGCACCGUUGUUUGAAACGGGUAAUGAAGUGCUACAGUUUCACGCUGAGGUUGGUCGCCGUGGUGAAAGGAACGGCUUGGAUGAGGCUCGCUGUAAUCUAUUGGAGCCUUGCAGUAGCUCUAGGAGAACAAACACCAGUUCACAAGCAGUAAGAGUUGAAGAGGUCUUUAGUUGCUUAAAAAAAACCCGACUUUGCUUGUUUCACUCACUUUGCAAUGUUAAUGUCCUCACAUUCCUUUACAGCCCUUUCAGGCUACAGAAAGGUAACACACAAUUCUGGUGAUUAAACUGAGCCUUACUCCUUAUCCAACCACACUUAAACUGUGGUUGGAUGAAGUUUAAAAGAUUACAUUUUUAUCAUCAAUUUUGUAAAAUCUGAAAGCACACAUUGCACUCUUAUACCCGUGACGUAAACUUUCACUUGUUUACUCUGUCAGGUGCAGUGAUGGUAUUUAAAAUGGGCAAUUACGGUUCACUGGCCAGAGUGUCAUUUAAUCUAAGGGCAACGCAAGAACUCCACAGUAAAAGGAUGUCAACUGUGCGCUGUGCAGUCUGUUGUUACUACUUAUGGAUUUUAAUUCUGGGCGAAAUUAAAGGGUUAUUUUACUCUUUUUUUUUUACACUAUCAAAUUUUGUUCAAAAUCUAAAAUACUUAAACUGGUAAAUCCUUAAAAGAAUUAUUCUGCAUGGAAAAGAGAUCCCUUAAAAGACAGAAACAGUUUGUGAAUUCACAAAGAUAAUUAAUGCUUUUUAUCUGUUUUUACAUCAAGACCACCUUGAAUUUAGAUCACUAUGAAAAACCACAAGAUAUAUAGACAACUUAAACCUGAAAUUAAUGAUUUUAUACUGAUUAUAUAUUUAAAAGAAACACUUUUGUGUUGCUUUUUACUUUAUUUGUAAAAAAAUAAAUAAACUAGAUAUUAGGUGAAUCCUGAUCAGGUUGAGGUGACCCAGGAUGCCAUUCAUGCAAGCCUCUGCUCAGGCAUGAAGUUGACAUUUGUAUACGUUUAAGCAAUAAGGACCGUUUUUACUGUUAUGUGUUCUCUAUUAAAGUACUAAAUGUGAUUAUGCAACUCCA
Molecule: messenger RNA, 4777 nt
Organism: Girardinichthys multiradiatus
Lineage: Eukaryota; Metazoa; Chordata; Actinopteri; Cyprinodontiformes; Goodeidae
Gene: tmem63a
Product: transmembrane protein 63A
Exons: 23
Coding region: 236-2584 (782 amino acids)
Cellular component (GO): plasma membrane
Molecular function (GO): nucleic acid binding; calcium-activated cation channel activity
Source: RefSeq, a predicted model, not a curated record